Messenger RNA from Fusarium proliferatum ET1, 1377 nucleotides. RefSeq lists its product as uncharacterized. The record is from RefSeq and is a predicted model, not a curated record. Bases 1 to 1377 code for a protein of 458 amino acids. NCBI's taxonomy places the organism in Eukaryota, Fungi, Ascomycota, Sordariomycetes, Hypocreales, Nectriaceae. The transcript is spliced from 3 exons. Gene Ontology annotation, biological process: protein dephosphorylation. Gene Ontology annotation, molecular function: protein phosphatase regulator activity. Gene Ontology annotation, cellular component: protein phosphatase 4 complex; cytoplasm; nucleus.
AUGGAGGUCGAUAGCGAUAAUGGACCUCUCACUCUUUUCGCCACGGGCGCUGCUGUGGAAAAGGACGUCUGGCCUGCUGUGCGCAGUGACAUAAUUGCCAGACUUGACAAGAUUGCGCACAACGAAUUCCCCAUCCCUAAACUACCGCCUCCACCACCGGCUCACCAGCCUCCUGUCGAGGUGCGAGCAUCUGCGCCCUCGUCACCACAAGCCGAAUCGUCUCAAGAAACGAACAAGGAAACUUCUGCAACCGAGUCGCUUCCAGCUACGCAAGUCAUCGAUGGCGCGCUACCCAAGCAACUGGCCGAUAUGGUCAUUGACAUCACGAAACACCUCGAGACCUUUGAGACGCACCCCCCACACACCAUCCAGCGCCUUGCCGAGCUGAUCUUACGACCCAGAGCGCAUUACAGAGCAGUAGCGCCUUAUCUACAUGCCGUUGAUCGCGUAGUCCAAGUGACAUCGAGCACGAAGACAUAUCCCCUGCCACCGCCUAUUCCUGACAUGUCUUCAAUGCAUUUGAAUGGCGAGGACCCCAAGGAUCCGGCAGUCUCAGUCUCAUGGAGCAACCCUACAACGGCAGCACUGGGCACAGAUGAAGCGCUAGGAGGAGCACUGCUAACGCCUAUUCCUUGGUUGACGAGGCGCAGCCCGGAGAGUUCACAGGACACCCCGGGAGCCCAAAUUCACAGCGAAAGCACCGAGACCAUCGAGGGUCCCAAUGGAGUGGGAAGCAUCGAGACAGUUUCAGUCAGCGUCAACGGAAUUCCAUCUACAGGGCAUGCACGAGGGGUCACACAAGGAGAACUCUUACGCCAAGAGCAAAGAGCCGGCGUGGUCCCCGUCAGCCAACUGUCAAGAGCCCAAGAAGUGGUUCUUGAGGGAGAACGUAUGACGAUGGACGACGAAGAGGACGAAGAGCCACGUGAGGAAGAAGACGAGAUACCCCAUGCCAGAGGACCCGAAGAGAUCGGCAUGAGCGACACCGGCCCUCAAUCCACAACUACGAGUUUCAUGUCAGAAGGUAGCAUGGGGAUGCAAGGGAUCGAUGUCGAGGCGGCAGUUGGCAGGAAACAUGACGAUGACGAGGAAGGCAAGGUCGAUGUGGACGCUGAUGGAGAUGCUGAGGGUGAGAGUGAACCCAAGAGCCCUGGCGCAGAGAGCGUAGGCUCCAAGAGGGAGGCAGACGAAGACCUUGAAAGCGAAACCCACAAGAAGCUAAAGGAAGAGGAAGAAGAAGACAAAGCCGAGGACGACAAGAAAGCUGAUACAGCGGCUUCUGAUGUUAAGGAAGAAGAGAAAAAGGGAGAGGAAGCCAAAGCUCCAGCGAGCCAGACGAAGUCAGAAGCCGAUGACAAUAAGAUGGAUACCGAAUAG